Molecule: messenger RNA, 4032 nt
Organism: Brienomyrus brachyistius
Lineage: Eukaryota; Metazoa; Chordata; Actinopteri; Osteoglossiformes; Mormyridae
Product: sex comb on midleg-like protein 2
Exons: 15
Coding region: 174-2243 (689 amino acids)
Biological process (GO): regulation of DNA-templated transcription
Cellular component (GO): nucleus
Molecular function (GO): protein binding
Source: RefSeq, a predicted model, not a curated record
UCGGCACAGGUGCGCAUGCGUGCCUCCCUGCGUACAAAUAUGGCGUCUGUGCACUCGAGAUAAGGAAAGUGUUCAGUUCUGUGGCGAUCUCUAGGAGUAUUCGUUCACCAGUGCAGCAACAGUGUCCCCCCCUCAUUCCACUUGGCAGAGGCUCUGUCCUGCCCGACAGUAACAUGGGCAGAACUCCAGUGAAAGACCAAAGAGACAGCCGGAGGGAGAAAGCUGGAAGGAGCUGCUCCUCCACAGAGCUCCCUCCAAAUAAAGAAUCUGAAUCUUUUAAUUGGGAUGACUACCUGAAGGAGACAUCAUCUUCACCUGCUCCUGCAGAUUGCUUUAGACAGGCCAGGGUGCCCCCCAGCAAUGAUUUCAAAACUGGCAUGAAGCUUGAGGCCCAUGACCCUCGCAACUCCACGUCUGUGUGCAUCGCCGCAGUAAUGGGCAUCACUGGCAUCCGCCUUCGUUUGCGCCUGGACGGCAGCGACAACACCAACGACUUCUGGAGGCUUGUGGAUUCCUCUGAUAUCCAACCUGUUGGUACCUGUGAGAAGAACGGGGACAUGCUCCAGCCUCCGUUGGGUUUCAGAAUGAAUGCGUCAUCAUGGCCCAUGUUCCUCCUCCGAACCUUAAACGGAGCUGAAAUGGCUCCAUCCACUGCUUUUAAAAAGGAGCCAUCCCGGCCCCCACACAACGGCUUCAAGCCUGGGAUGAAGCUAGAAGCUGUGGACAGAAAGAACCCCUACCUGAUCUGCCCCGCUACCAUCGGAGAAGUCAAGGGCGAUGAGGUCUUCGUCACGUUCGAUGGCUGGAGGGGCGCCUUCGACUACUGGUGCAAGUACGAUUCACGGGACAUCUUUCCAGUGGGCUGGUGCUCCAUGACCAAGCACAGUCUGCAGCCUCCCGGAAACAGCUUCACCCUGCCAAAGGCGCUCUCCACCCCUGUGUCUUCCCCCGCCAAGCCUGCUAGGCGCACCAUGCCGUCUUUGUACCGCCUGACUGGUCCCCUGCCACCCCUGCCCGUCCGUAAGGGGGUGCGGGGACGGCGCCCCAAGAGCCAGACCAUCACGUUACUGAAGGCGGCAGUGGCCACGGCACAGAAUGGCACGCUGCAGACCCCGGGGGCUUCUGGCUUGUCCUUGGCCCCCAGGCCACACAAGAAGAGAGGACCAAAACCUGGCAGUAAGAGGAAACCGCGACCUAUACAGGCUGACAUGGCCACACCGACAGCAGCUCCUGAGACGGGAAUGUCCGCCACCCAUGUUUCUACAAAUAGGCCAAAUCACCGAAAUGUCAGUCCUGGAGUCACUUCUACAGUGUGUGUCUAUGUGAAUAAACGAGGAAGCUGUGGACCACACCUGGAUAGAAAACAGACGCAGCAGCUGCCAGACCACUUUGGACCAGGACCUGUCAAUACGGUCCUACGACAGACGGUCCAGGCCUGUCUGGACUGUGCCUACCAACCCAAAAUCCUGCUGAGCUUCCUUAAGUCUGAAUCGGAAGGAGGGGAGGUUGUGAAAGUGCGGGCUGAUGCCGGGGUCCGCUACGCCCAGCUGCCAUCCGCCAGCAGCCCCGCCUUCGUGUUGCGCUUCCUGGAGAAGCUGUGCCAGCACCUGCAAUGUGAGAACUUGUUUAGUAACCAGCCCUUCAGCCCCUGCAGCUCCACAGCUCACCCCAUCUACGACAGGAGCAAAUCAGUAAAAGAGGAGACGGGAGAAGCUUUGCUCAUUAACCGUGAGACUAAGCGACUCCCUCGGGAUUCUCCCCCCUACACAACUCCUCUGUCCCCCAAACUACUCCACACAGAAGCCCACCCCUCUGAAGCCGAGACGCUGCCUCACGAAGAAAACAGCGUUCUGAAGGAGUCCAUGGACUCUGCCUCCAACUCCAUGGCCCCCCUGGCUCUGCGACACCCCCCAGCAGGCAGCCCCUACUACCCGGCCGUGCGUCGACUCUCAUCCACGCGCCAACACAGGAUGGUGGAAGGCCCCGAAUCCCAGACAGCAGACAGGGAGGGCCCUGGCGGACCCCCCUCUACCUGGUCCAUCGAUGAGGUGAUGCAGUUUGUGCGUGAGGCAGACCCCCACACAUUGGCUCCACACGCAGAGCUCUUCAGGAAACAUGAGAUCGAUGGCAAGGCGCUUCUGCUGCUCCGGAGCGACAUGGUGAUGAAGUACAUGGGACUGAAGCUGGGGCCUGCUCUGAAGCUGUGUUACCACAUCGAGAGGCUCAAACAGGCCCAGCGCUGACAGGACUUGGGGAGCCAAACCUUCCUCUGGAAUCCGACCUGGCGCAGCUUGGCCCUGGUGUUGCCCAUUCAAAGCAUUUUUAAAGACUUAUUUAUACCUCAUGUGUUUCAGCCAGCAACGAGGACUGUCUCCACUCUGCUGAAUUCCAAAGGAUGAUCUGUGAACUGUUUACAUUGCAUAUAUGUACAAAAACUCACUGAGGAAAAGAUUUUUACAAAGCUAACACGCUUCAGUUGUGUAUGAGGUUUUCUUUUUAUUUUUUCUGUUUUUCUCUCCUGUCUUUCUUACAUUAUUCUAGUGAAUAGUGCAGGUGACUUUUAAUCAGCAUUGCCUAUUUCAUUACUGUAAGCUUGUACAUAUUUUUUUUAAUACAAGGACAACUUUACAAAAAAGAAGCUACAUGUUAUGUUACUUUGUUUUUCUCCAGUACUCUGAGCUGACUGUUACUGGCCAGUGUGUGGAGGGCUGGCCAGUGUGUGGAGGGCUCCGGCCCCUUGCCAGGGACUCAGGGGAACCGUCGAAUCACGUCAUUGUCUCCAGUGUCCCGUGACAACAACUCGGUGCUUCCUGAAUCGGAGGUGUUUUAAAUAACAAACGACAGCCACCCCUUCCAUCUGUGAUUUAAAUGUGCCACAUUUCAACGGUAAAGAGCGAUUUCUGAUAUGAAGGGCAUGCCUCUCGCAUUAGUGUCGUGUGUGCACAGCUGGUUUGGUAGCUGCAGACUCUGAUUGGGGAACCGAUGAAUCUCGCGCUGUGUAACUGAUCCAUUUGUCUGUGGAGCAGAAACUCUAAAGGGAAGUUGACAUACUCCUGGACCUUCUGCUUGUACAUGGGAGUAUUAAUCGGCGUAGGAAGGAUGCAGUGUCUGUUCAUAAGGCACAGUACAGCUAUUAAUUUGUAAUGUGGCUAAUUCUGAUGGUGUUUUGAAUGCAUUUUGGGUGUUUUUGUGUGUGUGUGUGUGUGUGUGUGUGUGUGUGUGUGUGUGUGUGUGUGUGUGUGUGUGUGUGUGUGUGUCACCUGAAGCUUUGUAUUGAACCAACGCCUUCUUGUCAACCCCUACAUUUCCUUUUCACCAUGCUCACAUGCUCAUUUAGAUGCACAAGAAGAAGACUGGUUGUUUGUAGAUUAGAGUGUUUAAUAUUAGUCACUGGUCCUAAGUUUUCAUGGAAUAAUGUGGUGUUCUGUUCAUAAGGGAAAAAAUUGGAAAUUAUUUACACUUGCUUCUUCCAAACCUUUGCAGGUACAAAAUCAAAAGUCCAUGAAGUAUGCAAGCUUUGAUAGUGCCCAGUAAUGUGACUUUGGUGUAUAAAGGAGAGAAGAGUUUGAUUCCAUCAGUUUUUAAGCAGUGAGUUUGGCCUAAUUGACCCAAGAUUGUCUCCUAAUGACUGUGAAAUUUUAACAUGAAAUAUUACUAACCACCUCCUGGGUUCAGUGUCAGAAUCUGUAGUUGGGUAUAUUUUAUACUAAUUAUAAAUAAAAUAUUUUUUUUCUAUGCUUCCCAUCUCACAACAGCUGUAGAGAUCUGAAAUGCUUCUACCUAAGCAUGAAAUUGAUCCUGUCAUUGAUUAUUUUGUCCAUCGUUAGGUGCCAAAUGCCUUGAAAAUUCCACAGGUGAGUAGGCUCUAUGGGCUGUUGUCUGUGCAUUUGAGAUUCCAAUCAAAUGGAAAAAUCACACAAUGUAAGCAUAAUGCUUAUAGACUAGGGAACAAGUCAAGUUGUGUGAUGGGUGACAUUUGAGUCCAGAAUCUGAAAGCUUUCAUUUACAAUAAAAUUUAAAUUUUGUAAAGGA